CCUCUUCCUCAUGAUCAACCUCAUCAUCCUCAGCCUCCUCCUGCCGCGGCGAGCCUCGGUCGACGUCGCCGCCGCAAACGCAAAAGGAGCUUCGGGAUGAUGCCUGCGUCCCUCGGGGGGAUGCUCUAAAUGGGCCACGCCGUGCGGAAAGACGCUUUAGAAGAGGAGCAAGAGCGAGCCGGGAGGCAGGAGGGAUGUUUGGCUCUUUGUGGCGCUCUGUGAUCCUUCUCGGCUUGCUGUGCACGUCCCCCGUUCGAGCCGGCGACCGCGCUGGCUGUAAGGCGCAGCGUUUAACAGCCGUGCGGAAAUGCGCGUGCAGAAGCAGGAAGAUGAGAAGACUAAUGAGCAAGCCGCCACUCGCCAAAAGGUCUCGGUGUGCUUCAUUACGCUCGUUAUUAACGGAAAUGAAAGAUGGCGCCGGUGGGCAGGGAGGCGAUGAUCUGACGCAAAAGCCUCCUGUCGGCUCCGCUCAAUGUGACCAUCAAGGAGAUCGAGGUCAACUCGGCCGUGGUCACAUGGGAGACUCCGGAGGGAGACCCCGUCAUCGGAUUUGCCGUCACGCAACAGAAAAAGGACGUGCGCAUGCUGCGCUUCAUCCAGGAGGUGAACACCACCACGCGCUCGUGUGCCUUGUGGGGACUGGACGAGGACACCGAGUACAUCGUUCACGUGCAGAGCAUAAGCGUGGGAGGAAGCGGUCCCCCCAGUGAGCCCGUUUUCUUCCGAACCCCCAAAGAAUCCGAGAAGCUGGCGUCCAUGAGUCCGGACGAGCUCACACUGGAAGAAAUGGGCCAGGCCGCUCAACUCCGGGCGGGCGAGGUCAUCAUCAUCGCAGGGGUUCUUGUCAUGUGGGCAGGCGUGAUUGCCCUGUUCUGCCGCCAGUACGACAUCAUCAAAGACAACGAGCCCAAUAACAACAAAGACAAGGCCAAGAACUCGUCGGAGUGCAGCACUCCCGAGCAUCCGCAGGGAGGUCUCCUGCGCAGCAACGUUUAACAUCCGCUCGCCGUCUGCCCGCCCUGCAAUAACUUCAAAUCUCAGGACAGAGCCUGAGAGGCGUUCUGCAGCCAAAACGUGCUGGACUACAGAUGCAACGUUCAACUGCUCUUGGCAUAGUGAAGAACUGUUGGGAAAACUUCUGAUCAAGUGCAAUCAAAAGGCUUCCGACAAGGGAACAAUGGAGGAUAAAGGGGGUUUGCUGCGCUUACACUUCCCGAUUGUCUCAUCUGUUGGUUUUUGCGGCUGCUGCCCUCAGUUGAUCUUUUUGUCACCACUUACCUCCAUCCUACUGGCUUGUGGGUGCCCUUGACAUUUGGGGGAAGACAAUAUGACAAGGUUUUUUUUUGUUUGUUUCACCGUCUUUCCCUUCCACCGGCCAACAGCGGCCGUGACACACGCGCAGAUUGCGAUGAUUUUAUAAGUGACGUCUCACUACUUUUUCAACAAGCUUCCAUGCACUCGGAUGUCCGGGAGCUACUUGAAAACAUUUAAAUGGCUGCAAUGCGGAAUGGCGACAGGUUGAGCGUACUGUCAGGACAUCCUUGAGAAUAAUACAUGCAUAGGCACAAGAUUGACCUUGAGUUGUUUUGUUUUUUUUUGCACCGCGGCAUUGAUGUGAUCAAAUACGAUGCUAUCUACGGUAUAUUUGUGUAUGACUUCUCGGUCUUCAGUGAAACCAAAUGUAUUUACAAAAAGCCGGUGGAGAAUCGUGCUGUGAAAAUUCCACUAUAUACCAAAUAAUAUGCACAUAUUCUGUAAGAGGAAAGAAAAAAAAAUAAGAACAACAUUCAUAGUCAUGUUGACGUGUUAUUUACAAAGCAAAUGCAACAUGAAAAAUGUUCACAUUUUUAUCGGUGCACCCAUUCGCGGGCACCGCAGUGGUGCACCAGUAAGAUUGUUGUUCUACUCGCGCAGCUUCGUCGUUCCAUCGGCACGCGCAAUCAUUAGAAAGAUCCGGAAAACUGUCAGCGAAAGACGUCGUUGGUCUAUUUGUGCGCUCUUGUCAACCGACAGCGCUCAUCAUUCUACUGGCGGGCUCAACAGUCUGAGCUAGUUAAGAUGUUCAGCACACUAGGCCAUGGCGGCCAUUCGACUGGUGCGCCGGAGUCGUUCCACUAGCGUGCAUCGUUGUCAUACAGAAGUGGAAAACGGCGCCAGUAAGAUAAUAGUUCUAUUAAGGUGGACUUGUCGUGAUACUACUGUACAUCGUGCGCUAAUGGGGAGAAAAAAAAAAGUCACUCAUGAGACAUUUGUGCCACUAGUGCGCCCGAGUCGUUCAACUUGGCCACCUCGGUUAUACCGGCCUGCAUAACUGUCAUACAGUAAUGGACAAAAGAGUCACUAGUAUAACGUCGUCAUUCACUAGCGUGCGUCAUUUUGUCGUUGUCGAUUUUGUCCACUUGUCCGCCAUAUUUGUUCGACGGGUGCGCGUAGUUGUCAGCGGUGCAUUCAACUCGCGGUUCCUAGAGUCAGUCUACUACUGUGCCCCCCAAUUAUUCAACUAGUUCCAGCAGAUUAACUUUGACUAGUGCACCCCAGUUAUGAUACUAACUGGCAUUUGGUAGGAUAAAAAGGGCGGAGUCAUUCUACGAGUGCGCAUAUGUUAUCAGACCGUAAUAAGAACACAGGCGUUCCCCCUUGUGUGUUCGACUUUGUCUUGCAUCUCUGUGAAGUGAGGCAAAAUGGAGGGCACUCCUGUGGUUGUGUCAACAUUUUUAUUUUUUUUGGAGCACAUCAUGUUCAAGUGUCGACACGAUUGCCAAACACGCUCGUGAAAUAAACAUAUCGACAUCAACUUCAAUCAUUUUUUUUUAGUUAAUUUUCUCCAUUGUCAGGUGAGGAAAUGAAAUAAUACGCCCAUCCUAUUUUCCAAGAAAAUGUGAAUGUCACAAGUAUGUACUGUACGACAUGAUCAAGAAAUAAAUAUUUUUCAUGUA
Hippocampus zosterae (dwarf seahorse) is the source of this 2936-nucleotide messenger RNA. It is a transcript of the gene fndc5b, whose product is annotated as fibronectin type III domain containing 5b. NCBI's taxonomy places the organism in Eukaryota, Metazoa, Chordata, Actinopteri, Syngnathiformes, Syngnathidae. The transcript has 7 exons. The record is from RefSeq and is a predicted model, not a curated record. Gene Ontology annotation, molecular function: protein binding. Bases 583 to 996 code for a protein of 137 amino acids.